Epinephelus lanceolatus (giant grouper) is the source of this 2713-nucleotide messenger RNA. Lineage: Eukaryota; Metazoa; Chordata; Actinopteri; Perciformes; Serranidae. The record is from RefSeq and is a predicted model, not a curated record.
AUGGCGAGCGUGCUAGGAGGCCCGUUACCUGCGACACUCUGGGGUUGUACUAUGUUCAUUUCCUUCAUGUUCCAGUAUCGAAACGCUUAUAUAGGUAUAUCCAGCCCUGGUAAGUUGGGCUGUGGUUACAUUUAUGUCUCGGAAAGGGAUAAGGUCGAUAAUGGCGGCUGAGGUGGAGGUGGAGCUGGAGGGAGGCAAUGAGUACCCAGCGCAUUACAAAGUCAUGAUGGACAAACUUAAUGAACAACGGCAGCUGGACCAGUUCACAGACAUUACCUUGAUUGUGGAUGGACAUCAGUUCAGAGCCCAUAAAGCAGUGUUGGCAGCAUGCAGUCAGUUUUUCCACAAGUUCUUCCAGGAUUUUACCCAGGAGCCACUGGUGGAGAUAGAAGGAGUGAGUAACACGGCCUUCCGCCAGCUGAUGGAGUUCACUUACACAGCAACACUGGUCAUAGUCGGAGAAGAGGAGGCCUUUGAUGUCUGGAAGGCGGCUGAAUAUCUUCAGAUGCAGGAAGCCAUCAAAGCGCUCAGCAAUAAGAUAAAUGAGAAUCCCUCACUGACGGCAAAGAGCAAAGGCAAAAAGAGGAAGAUUGCUGAGACGUCUAAUGUGAUCACAGAGAGCCUACCCUCAGUAGAAGGGGAACAGGUCAGUAUGUGCGUGGCGGUGUGUUGUGGAACUGGAAGCGUGUUCUUGUUGGGACUGACUGUUUUCAAUGUCCUCCAGGUGGAGAUUGAGGUGAUUGGAGAAGGGGCCAUUGAGGUGGAGGAGACCGGACUGGAGGAGGUGGUCGAUGCAGCCAAGAAUGCUCAGGAGUCGUCGGAUGACUCUGCUUUGGCUCUUCUUGCUGACAUAACCAGCAAAUACCAGCAAGGAGAACCUACGCUACAGGUCGUUAAGAAGGAAGGAAUAGAAGAGGAGGUGGUGUAUCAGGAGGAGACCGUCACUGCCUCCAAGGUGCUGGAGAACGUCGAGGUUGUAGAGGUCCAGAUUUCCCAAGUAGACAACAUGUUCCGCUGCAACAAGUGUGACCGCAGCUUCAAGUUGUACUACCACCUCAAACAGCACUUGAAAACGCACCUGGGCUUGCUGGAAAAACCCCACGUGUGCAGCCACUGCGGGAGAGCCUACACGCGGGAGGGCGCCUUGAAACAGCACAUCAGCACAUUUCAUUUUGAUGCAGAAGAGCUGUCUCGAAACCAGAAACCCCAAAAGAAAGUGCACGUCUGUGAAUACUGUAAAAAGCACUUUGACCACUUUGGCCACUUUAAGGAGCAUUUGCGUAAGCACACAGGUGAAAAACCGUAUGAGUGUCCAGAUUGCCAUGAGCGAUUUGCAAGGAACAGCACACUGAAGUGCCAUAUGGCAGCCUGUCAGAACGGGGCUGGAGCCAAGAAGGGACGCAAGAAACUCUAUGAAUGCCAGGUCUGCAGCAGUGUCUUCAACAGCUGGGACCAGUUCAAAGACCAUCUUGUGAGCCACACUGGCGACAAGCCCAACCACUGCACAAUGUGUGACAUGUGGUUCACCCACCCUAAAGAACUAAAGGCCCACCUCAAACAAGUCCAUUCCAUUGAGGACACCAAGUCAACUGAAGAGCUGGUCAUCACUGACUCUGCCGCCACCGCCGCCCUCGCCAUUGCAACACAGAGCAUAGAAGGAUCCGACACAGUCCUGCUGGAUGAUGGAAUCCAGGUGGAACACGUCACAGUGGAGCCUGUGGAUGUGAUGGAGAUGGGGGAGACCGCAACAGUCGUGAUGGAGGACGGAGGGGUGACGGAGAUGUGCGAAGAGGACGUGGAGAGAUUAAAGCAGGCCGGGGUGCAGAUCCAGGUGGUGCACGUGACCACGACUGAAGUUGACGGGCAGCAGGUGGUGAACUCUCAGGUGGAGGUAGAGAUGGAGGGGGAAAUGGUGAGCGUUGAGGAGACGGAACAAGCCUUCGUAUGAGAAUGUGAAAAGGACUUGUAAAGGACUUGCUGACACUUUGAGUCACAAGCAGCUGCAUGGUCAUGUAGCUGAUGUAUUUCCAAAAAGAACACUGCAUGUGGGAUACAGCAUGUAGCCUAAAAAUGUCCUGCUGGCCGCCAUUGCAUUGAACGACUCUGUUUCCACCACCUCUCACUCUUUGAACUCUGAGAUAUGGAGAGUGACAGAGACAUAAAAUUAAUGAUCCUGUAUUUAUUUCAGAGCUGUUUGCCAUUACAUCGUGUACUCUUAAUGACUCUACAGUGCUUCAUCAGUCAAUUUUUAUGCUUUUUUUUUUUAUUUGUGUCCUUAUUUUAUUCAGAUUUCUAUUAUGUUCUCUCCAUUUGAGUCACUUGCCAAGACAAUUUGACGAUGAAUGAAAUGUUUUUGUUGCAGCUCAUUAGACAGCGUAUGUGUGGUGCUGACGAUCCUCAGUGUUAAUGCUACAGUUUUAUUCAAGCUCAUUUUUCAUAUUGACUUUUGGUGUUUUUGUAGGAAAAACCGAUACGGAAUAAACUGGUUUCCAGACUGGGUUACAGGUCUUACAUUAAUCUACUGAAUUCCUGAUUAUCUUUAGAGCAUCUCAGGGUAUAUAGAUGUAUGAAUGCUGUUGAUGUUAAACCUGCUCUGUAUCUGUUGGAUGUGUAAAUAGACAAGUGUUUUGCUUAGCCUUGGCUUUUGCCCCUGUCAUUUCAUAAGCAAGACUAGUCAGCCACAACAUUAAAACCACUGACAGGUGAACAUAGA